Messenger RNA from Euleptes europaea (tarantolino), 2741 nucleotides. It is a transcript of the gene LRCH2, whose product is annotated as leucine rich repeats and calponin homology domain containing 2. NCBI's taxonomy places the organism in Eukaryota, Metazoa, Chordata, Lepidosauria, Squamata, Sphaerodactylidae. The record is from RefSeq and is a predicted model, not a curated record. The coding region runs from base 58 to 2448 and encodes 796 amino acids. Gene Ontology annotation, molecular function: protein binding. The transcript is spliced from 21 exons.
CUGCUGUUGUUAUUAUUAUUGUGGCGGGCGAGUCGGGGCGUUCUUGCGGCGGCGUCCAUGGCGGCCGGGCAAGGCGGAGGCACCACGGCCGGCGGGGGCGGCGAGGGUCCCGGCGGGCCGGCUCCGGGUCCUGUCCCCGGCCCGGUCCCCCCCAGCGCCGCCGCCGCCUCCUCCUCCUCGGAGCCCGGCUCGGGCUUCUUCGGCCUGGGCCUGCCGGCUCACCUGACGCUCUCUUACCCCGGCACGGGCCCGGCCUGGGGCGCGGCAGGCGGGUACUCGGGCUGCGGGGCCGGCGCCUCGCCGCCGCUUUCUUCCGCGGCGGCGUCGGGCGGAGCCGCCUCGUCGUCCCCUCACACCGGCCGCAGCCUUGACAAGGCCCUGGAGGAGGCCAGCUGCUCCGGCAUCCUCUGCCUCAGCGGCAGGAAGCUGCGCGACUUCCCCGCCAACGGCUCCGCCAACGGCGGUUACGACCUCAGCGACACCACGCAAGCCGACCUUUCCAAGAACAGAUUUGCUGAAAUUCCUCCUGAUGUGUGGCAGUUUGCACCACUUGAGACACUGAACUUGUAUCACAACUGCAUCAAAUUGAUCCCUGAAGCAAUCAAAAAUCUGCAGAUGCUAACAUAUCUGAAUAUCAGUCGAAAUCUUUUAUCAACCUUGCCAAAAUACCUGUUUGAUCUGCCACUUAAGGUUUUAGUUGUCAGCAAUAAUAAGCUUGUGUCCGUUCCUGAAGAAAUUGGGAAGUUGCGAGACUUAAUGGAAUUGGAUAUUAGUUGCAAUGAAAUCCAGGCCCUUCCGCAGCAAAUAGGAAAGCUGCAGUCACUUAGAGAAUUAAAUUUAAGAAGAAAUAAUCUGCAUAUACUACCUGAUGAAUUAGGAGAUCUUCCCUUGGUAAAACUAGACUUCUCUUGUAAUAAAAUCACAGAGAUACCAGUCUGUUACAGGAAGCUUCGCCAUUUGCAAGUAAUGAUUUUGGAUAACAAUCCAAUGCAGAUACCGCCAGCACAGAUAUGCUUAAAAGGCAAAGUACAUAUAUUCAAAUUCCUCAGCAUUCAAGCAUGCCUCAGAAUAGAUAAAAAGCCAGAUUCCUUGGAUUUGCCAUCUCUGGGUAAAAGAAUCCCUUCUCAGCCCCUCACAGACAGUAUGGAAGAUUUUUAUCCAAAUAAAAACCAUGGCCCAGACUCUGGAAUUGGUAGUGAUAAUGGAGAUAAAAGAUUAUCCACUACAGAACCAUCCGAUGACGACACAAUCAGCCUUCACUCUCAGGUAUCGGAAUCGACGAGGGAACAGGCGCUCAGAAAUGACAAUCAGUUACUAGGAAAUAAGCCUGAAUUGCAAAAAGACCCAGAUGUGUGUGAUUACCUUGAUCCCACCUCUGAGGAUGUGGCUUCUUGUGACCAAGGAGAUAUACAAACUGGACCAGCAGUCUGUUAUAUUAAGGAGCGAGCAAAGCAGGCUGAGAAGUCAAAGAAAACGGAACGGAAUGAAGAUUGGGGGGAUGAGAAAAGGAGUCAGAGAGAACAGCUGUUGGCAGAGGAAGAUGAUGAAUUGAAGGAAGUGACUGACCUAAGGAAAAUAGCUGCCCAGCUAUUGCAGCAGGAACAGAAGAACAGACUUCUGAAUCACUCCACCUCUGUAAGCACAAGGAACAGACCAAAACAGACUGUGGAAUCCGAAAAAAGCCUUUCAGCAGAUGAAGCAAAUUCUCCAUCAUCCCCAUACAGCUGGCAGUCACUGGAAAAUCAGAAGGACCAGUCAGAUGUGCAGCAUUGGCCAGACACGCAGCCAGUCAUCUGGCAGAAUGAGGAGAGGAGGCGGAGCAAGCAGAUCAGAAGAGAAUAUUUCAAGUAUAAGUCUUCCCGGAAGAGUUCAAGUGGAAAUGAAAAUGAAGAGCAAGACAGUGAUAAUACUAAUGUGUCCCCACAGUCUCCUGUGUCGUCUGAGGAUUAUGACAGGGCAGAUGGUAGUUCUCAUGGCCCCUUCGGAUUGAAGCCCAGAUCAGCUUUUGGCCGUUCUCGUCAGGACUACAGCACCUUAGACCCUGGAUUCACGAUGAGAAGGAAAAUGGAGCAUUUACGGGAAGAGAGAGAGCAAAUAAAACAGCUACGCAAUAAUCUUGAGUCACGGUUGAAAGUCAUUUUGCCAGAUGACAUUGGAGCAGCACUGAUGGAUGGGGUGGUCCUGUGCCAUUUAGCCAAUCACAUAAGACCACGCUCUGUUGCCAGUAUUCAUGUCCCAUCACCAGCUGUGCCUAAACUCAGUAUGGCGAAGUGCCGAAGAAAUGUUGAAAAUUUCCUUGACGCUUGCAAAAAACUGGGUGUCCCACAGGAGAGACUUUGCCUGCCUCAUCACAUUUUGGAAGAAAGAGGUCUUGUGAAAGUUGGACUCACAGUUCAGGCUCUUCUAGAAAUACCGUCGUCUAAAGCACCACAGCUUUCCUGUCUGUAAGAGGACGGUCAGAGAACAAAUGUUGCCAUAAUGUGGUUGCUACAAAUUGAUGUCAACCAGUCCAGCUUCCUCCAGAGGAACACCCCAAGCCAUCAAAAGUUGUUUCAGGCCAGGUGGUUUAGGUGGAGCCUUAUUUUGGGCCUUUGCGUAGAAUCUUGUUGUCAAACUGACAGUGACCCAGCUUAGUAAAGAAUUGUACUGCUUGUUUGCUGAACUCAGAGCCAUCAGAUUUGGAGAUCUUCAGUCCCUUGCCAGGUCUUAAUUCUCCCAUUAACACUUCAUGAAGUUGUUUU